Messenger RNA from Porites evermanni, 8740 nucleotides. The record is from the annotation of a GenBank genome assembly. NCBI's taxonomy places the organism in Eukaryota, Metazoa, Cnidaria, Anthozoa, Scleractinia, Poritidae.
GAAUCACAUGACUAGAACCCAGAUCUUCCGUUCGAAGGAAGUGAGUAGGCAACUUCGAUGUGGCAAGUCAAGUCAGGGGUUAAGCAAGUGCUAUUUUUGUCGUUUUACGUGUAUUUCGCUGUUAAAAAACGUUCACCUUGUACGAUCAAAAAGCCGUUAGUUCAAGGAAAAGUCAUCAUGUCUUUAGCAGGGUUCAAAAAACAGAUUAACAAAGCUAAUCAGGUAAGAACAAGUUGGGAUUCUCGCGCUGUGGUUGCUGAUCGCUUAGCUUCUUUGAGAAAUUCACAAAUUUGAUUUCCGUUUCGUGUCACAGUUCAUGAGUGAAAAAAUUGGAAGCGCCAAGGGAUCAAGGCUAGACGAAGAGUUUGUAGAGUUAGAAAGAGUAAGUAUUGGAUAAGCUAUCACAAGUUUCAUGAGUCAAAUUGCGACCAUGGCGCGGUUUUGGCAUGAGAAACCCAGGCUUGAAUGACACUCACUGUCAAAUGGCACUUACACUCGAAAUUAUCCACGAACGCAGAUCUUGUUGCUGCCCUGACUUCAUUUUGUUAUUUUUCUCUUCUCACAGAUUUCGUGUUAGUGUUUAUUUUCUUGAGCAUAACUACCACAUUCCAGCCACAGCUGUAGCCUGUAAUUGGCCUCCAUUCCCCGGUUUUCACAUGCUGCUGAUUUCAAUCUGUCGUAUUUUUAAGGCGUAAUUUGGAAACUGUUAGUCAAGCUUCUAUUUUUAUCGCUGUAACCUGCAGUUGUUUCAGCAAUGCUCAAUAAAAAACAAAAACUACGAUCUAUUUCACGAACGCACUUGAAUUGCGUCUUCCUUUGAGCUGUGAGUCACAGAAUCUUAAGUGUACGUGAUAGCUUAUCGUUUUACACUAAUGUUUUGAAACCUUUAUUCAAUAUAACCGUGUAUAUGUGAUAUUAUAUAAUCCAACAAUGAGGUUAAUCCCUUUUCGAUGGAUAAUUCCAUCUUAAGUUGUGCACCUGUUACAAAGAAUGCAUAAAUUUUAUCAAACCGGGUGUAAACACCAAGAAUGGUGCCAAAAUCUGUUUGAAAUACCCAUCUCAACUUUGUUGUGAGAUAUGUGUGGUCGAUAUGCAUUUUGUAUACCCAGCAUCACUGAUAUCCUCCACUUAAAAGCUCCUUACAAUCCUGGGUGCCUUUUUAAGAUUUUGACUUUAAAGCAUUUUGUAAUAUUAAUCAAUAAUUAGAGGCACUAAAACAUUUUUCCCUUUGAGAAAAAGAACCUUGACAGGGUCUAUGUUUACUAAAUCUUCAUGUGGAACCUGGAUCACAUGGAGGUAAAGAUAACUGGCAUUGACUUACAUUGCAACCCUUUUAGGGCCAAGAGUAACCAACAUCAGCUUUCUCCUUACAAUAUCAAGGCUGUGCUCUAAGGAAAACUGGAGGGAGCCCAUGUGCUCUUAAUCUGUAAAAUCUAGGGUGCCCAGCAUAUGAUUUGUAUGAAAAAAGGAAGAUUUUCUAGUCGCCCAAGAGCAAAAGUUAGGCGCCAGGGGCCACUGGGCUCUGCUAGAGCACAGAGCUCCUUGAAUAUCAAUAUACAAGAAACAGUUAUAAGAAUUAAUGAAAUGACAACCAAAGAGGAAAGGGAUGAAUAGGCGAAUGGAUCGGUGGAUUUUGAAAAUAUUUUUGCCUGGAUUUCGGAUUCAAAGCGAGAUUUUAAUGGAUUUCUGGAUCCUGCAAUUGCAGCAGAUUGCGGAUUCAUCUAUUUUUGGACCUGGAUUUUGGACUUUGCGUGUAAUUAAAAUAUUAAAAUAUUAAAAAUAUUAUUAAAAAUAUUAUUAAAAUAUUUUUGCCUGGAUUUUGGAUUCAGUGCAAUAAUUGAAGGGUGGGUUUGGUUAAUAAAUCAUAACAGAUUGGCAGAUUUGCGUACCCCUAGUCACCCCCCCUCAAAGAGAAAAUUCUGUCGACAAAUUCCCUCAGGAAUUGUGUGGAAAUCAGCCUGCAGAAUUUGUGUGAGGACAAUAACGGCUGGUUUUCACUAGCAAUGAAGUCAGAGUCAAAGUCAUAAGGGGAGCCACAAGAGUGCUUAUGACUUAGUGAAAAUCAAAAAUUGGAGUUGGAAGCAAAGUCAUAAGUGCGACAGAAUCGGAGUCAGAAGAAUCAGAACGUUUCCAUUUUCUUCUGAUUCCACUUACAACUCUGUUGCUUACGAUCUAAUGAAAACCAGAUUGUCGGAGUCAGAAGCAAAACGGAAGGAGAAACCAAUCACAGUGCACAUUCCCCCGCUUUGUGAUUGGUUUAGUUCAUCCACUUGUGCUUACGACUCUGACAAGCUAGUUUUCACUUGAUCUUAAGCAACAGAGUCCUAAGCAGAAUCAGAAUGCUGUUUUCACUAGAUCAUAUAGUUUUAUGCUUCUGAUUACAACUCCGACUCCGUUGCUAGUGAAAAGUAGCAUUAAUCAAUCAGGUUUCAUAUUCUCCACACUGUUCUCCAUGCAUUCCCUUUAGUACAUAUACAAAUAAGGAGAAUUUGUUUAACAGUCAAGACAAUUUUCACUGGUUGAUAAUAACCUUUUCUUAUUUGCUUUACUAUGUUUGAUUGAGCUCUGUGACUUAAGGAGAAAAUAUAUUAAAAUGUUGGUCACUCUUUGGGGUGAAAGGGUUACACUGUAGCUGAAAAGAAACUGCUGUGAGGAAAGAGAAGGAGAGGGUUGCUAGUUGGGUCACAGGGGUAACUAGCUGAAAUUUGAACUGUUUUUCCUCUUUCCAAUUUUUGGAGUAAGAUAUUUUGCCUGAAAUAAUGUUGCUGCAGUCCAUUUUUCUACUGGAAUACCAAAAAUAAUUUAUAAUAAUUUAUAAUUUAUAGUUUUUCUACUGGAAUACCAAAAAUAAUUGAGAAUGUUAUUUAAACAUUGAUAAUAUUAAGGUUUAUUGUAAAUAUUAUGGUCACCAACAGUACUUUAUUUUUCAUUGUUUAUUUCCCAUUUCCCCCCUCUCUUUUAUUAUUUUAGAAAACUGAUGUAACUGCAGGACUUGUUGAACAUGUAAGCCACAAAACCAAAGAAUAUCUUCAGCCUAAUCCAGGUACAUGCAUAAUCCUUCCAAAACGUCUAUUCACAUAUUUUCCACACUUUGAACUAAAAAGCUGCUUAUUUCCCAUGUACUUUCAUUGCAAUACCUUACCCUGUAAAAAAAGUGAAUGGCCCAGACAGUGUCUUUCCAAGAAGAACACAGUUUGGGCUGUGGUAGCCAUUUCAGAGAUCUGAGCUCUUUGGAGAUAGGACACCCUUGGAAAUUAUUUUGACUGUAUCGUUUAAAUACCUUUUACACUUGUAAGGGUUUCAUAUACCAGUAUUUGUUUGUACAACGACUUUCAAAGUAUGUAAUGUGGUUAAAUGUAAUUUAAGCUAAGUUAAACGCAGAACAAUGCUGGAGACCCCAAAGGGAACAGAGCCAGUACGCGUCACCACCCCCUAGACGACCCCCAGCGCACCAAAAUGUCGAGCCCAAAACUCCAGUUGAGUAAACGCGCACGUGAAAACGGAAAAGCUGCGUGCUUGGCGAUCAAAUUUAUUCGAUCUGUUUGGAGCCUCAUGAUGAACAGGUUUACACUGUACAUGUACUGUAAGAGGAUGACAAAUUGUUUAUGAUGUUCAUUUAAAGCGGCCCGAGCCAAGCUCACAAUGCAGUCAACUGUUCACAAAGUCCGUGGAGAGGCUAAAGUAUCACGAUACCCUCAACCCGAGGGCCUACUGGGAGAAACUAUGAUGAAAGGUGGAGAAGAUCUGGGGGAAGAGUCACUGUUUGGUAAGAUAGUACAUGUGCAGCACUCUCAUGCUAUCAAAAAGUAAAAAUAUACCAAGCAGACACUUCCCUGCUCACAGAGGUCUCUCACACUUUGUCAUGAGAGACCUCCGCUAGCAGGGAAAGCAGACACUUGUUUCAUUCAACAGCUACGAUGGAGCAAAGAGGCUGCUUGCAAGUCCCUCUCAUUUGUGCCCUGAAUAUUCAUAUCUCAGCGAUGGCUCUGAUGAGUUUUUCUCAAAUAAACUUGGUUUACCCCUUUCCUCCAGAACCAACAUUUCUAAAGUCCAAUUUGAUCUGGAAAGCACAGUAACGCAGUUUAAUGAGUUCUUUGGAGUGUAGGUGGAGUGUAUUUCAUGGGAUAAGCAAAUUCUUUUUUAAUGGGGGAAGGGUCAGGGGUAUGAGGAGUAGGGAACUUGGCAAAUCAGAUUGACUUCCUACCCUGUGCAUCAUAUGACCAUGUGUUAUUAGUAAAAUCCAGCUAGUGAUCUAUUAUCAAUGCUGAAUUCUGAUUGGUUGAGCUACUACUAGCCUAUAUGUUAUAGCCCAAUAAUAGCGAAAAGCGCUUGCUUUGAAAACCAAAAUGGUGGCUGAAUCAUGUUUUACUAGAUAAAGUUGUUUUGUCUCGAUAUUUUUUACCAGCUAGUUGGAUUUUAGUAAAACAACAAUUAUUCCUCUCACCCUCAUGGGCUAUUGACUCAGAGCCCAUGCGUGCUUGAGGAAUAAUUGUUAAUUACACCUGUAUUUAGUGAUGUUUAGGGCUAUUUGAUUCUUUUGAUUGUCUACAAGGCCCUGACUGAUCUGCAUAUACAGGAUAACAGAUCUUUCAAACUGUGAUACGCCUGAUUAGUCCUUAUGAUCAACAUCAUAGAACCCUCUUGUUGUUCAUUACCCAAUACAAAGAGUUCUGGUGACCACAAUUUUCAAAUAGCUGUCCUACAUGUAGUACUGUGGAACUCACGACCAAAACAUAAUGAUUAAUCAUUCUGCGGGCUCCUUAUUAAGUCACUGUAUUUGGCCUGGACAAUAACAAGAUGUCUGGGUCAAAAAUAAUACAGGUUUCGUUUACAGAAAAAUGUGUGAAGAUGAGCCUGGGAUUUACUUGUAUUGAUAUCCACUUUACUGUACCUUAAGAUGCAAUCCACUUCCUAUAUAAUAGCAGAUUUCACUGUAUUUAAAAGAGACUAAAAUUGCGUUGACAUUCUUUAUUUCAGGUCAAGCACUGAAGGAUGCUGGAGAAGCAUUCUCAAAUUUAGCUGAAAUAAAGGAAGCUCUUGAUUCAAGUGUCAAGCAAAAUUUCUUGGACCCACUUGAACAGCUGAAGAACAGAGAUAUCAAGGAGAUAAUGGUACUCAAAUGGUUUUGAACUCUCAUGUUGUGCAAUUAAACCAGUAAAGAGCUUCUAGUGCUGGCUUUCCUUUUUUGUUGUUUGUGUUUGUGAACUGGUUGGAAGAGUGGAAACUUCAAUUUGACUAUUGCAGCAAAGUGUACAUGUACAUUUAGAAGUUAUGAAACCAUCGUUAGGAUAGAAAGUACCUUAAUGCUUAGUAUUGUAAGAUGGUAUGACUGAGGUUCUACAUCAUGUGAGGAGAAUAGGAUUACACUGUAAUAAUUAUAUUUGUCAAAAUUAAUGAUAGUGUUAACUCUUUGAUUUUAAAUUCAAUUUGGUGUUAAGAAGUUUUUUUUAUAAUGUUACUAUUAUUUUCAUUUUCACAGCACCACAGAAAAAAGCUUCAGGGCAGACGACUUGAUUUUGAUUGCAAAAAGAGAAAAGCACACAAAGGUACAGAUGGUACAGUGUAUGCACAAUGUUUGUACACUGUAAGAGUUCAGUUGACCACCAUAUAUGUCCAUACACAGGCAGUCAUGUUGUAAUAGGCCAAAAUGUUUACUGUGGCUGACAUGUCGAUAAGCGCAUUAUGAUAUACAAAUGUAUAACCAACUAUCUGGGAUUAUGCAGGACUCUGUCAGAUAUGACAGAAAUCUCCCAGUCAUCUGUAUGGGUCACCAACUCCUGGAUCAUGAAAAUAUCUAUUGAGCUUGUUAUAAAUUAUAUCCGCGUUGCCAAUAGUAACGCGUCCCCUAAAUUCCCUUAGGGUAUUUUGCAUUCUAGCGCCAUAUUUAAAAAUUCAGUUUUGAGCUAGCAGUGGUCAUGAACACAAGAAUUCAGAUUUAGAAACGAAGACUCGGAGAUUCACGCUAGUCGAAUCAUUCUGUAAAUCACGCUAUUUAGCCUCGAAAUGUAGAAGUGAAAGAGGCGAGCCGAUUUCGACGCGUGAAUGCUAAUUAACUUAAACUGUAGAAUACUGAGACACUGAGAAUUAAAUAAUAAAUCUUGAAGAACAGCGAAAAGACGACAACAGAACUUUUCAGUGCUAUUGUUUGUUUUCCCAAGACAUUAAGAUGAUUUUGAUUUUUAAGUUCAUAGAACAGUUUCUGGUGGUAUUUUUGAGUGGCUUUUAUUUGUCAUUAUAGUCAUGGACCAAAGUGAUUGUUGAUGGUCUAUUCUAGUUUACAUGUAUGUAAGACUACAUGUAAUGUCCAGAGCCACAGCCAUGUAAUGUUUUGAAGAAUGGGUUGAUUUGUGUUUAUUGGGGGUAGGGUGUGUUAAUAUUGCAAGAGUGUCAGCCUCCAGAAUUUUUUGGCUUUCCAAGGUUGACAUCUUUGGAAGCAUAUCCUGAAUACCAUGCUACCCUUUUAGUUCCAGAGGAAGAAAUUAGAGCUGCAGAGGAAAAGUUUGAAGAAUCCAAAGAAGUUUGCUAUAACAGCAUGUUGAAUCUCAUUGAGUCUUCUGAUGUAAGUGACUGUAUACAUCUCACUUAAAGAGCCGUUACUUUUCUCUGGCUUAUUUUAAUGCUUGCUUUGGUUCAAAUCUCCUGCUUCAUAUACCAUACAUCAACAUGUAACCAUGUGGCUUUUAGUGCAACCUACAGUGCAAACGUUAGUAACAGUAUUAAUGUAUCAGCCACUAUUAUGAUUACUGCAAAACCAGAGUUGAAUAAAAAAUCAUUUGAUAAACAAUUAAAAGGAAAAAGUUAACAGGUUCUCAGUAGUAAACACAAGAUUUAAGCCGUUUUAGCAAAAACAAAAAUGGCCUAAACUACUUUACAGUAUAUGCCCACCCCACUUCAUCACCAAACCCUCAAUGAUUUUAUUGUAAUAAUUAUCCUUACUGGCUAGGCCUGUUUCUACUGAAGUAAGGAACAUACAGUCAGUUAUGUAGCCUUUUCAUCAAAUGAAUGCAUUUCCACUUCAAAGGAUAACAUUAUUCAUGUAUUGUGGUUAUUUUAUAAUAGGUGGAACAAGUAAGUCAGCUUGCAGCUCUAGCAGAAGCGGUAUUUGACUAUCAUAAACAUUGCUAUGAUGUCAUGGAAAGCUUGGUUGCAACUCUGAACAACAAGUAUGUGGCUGCAGUGCACUACACUCCUACACAUUUACAUUACUAGACGUAUCAACAAUCGUUUGAUUCUGGCUGUAGAAGAAAAUAGAUAAUGGAUGGCAGUGUACUUGUCUAUAACAGUUAUCCGUAAUAGUUUCUAUUUUUAUUAUUUCUUUUCAAUUUUCCCAGUGGUUUGGUGCAUGUUUCCCGUCAUCAUUCUGUCAAUUUAAUAAACUUUUCCUUCCUUCAUCUUUGAAUAAUAAUAAUUAAUCUUUGGUCUUAUUUCAUAUGUCAUGCAGCCUCAAUAUACAGUGUGUGCAUAAUACUAUUAUAAAAUUCACUCAGGUAUUUUUUUAGCUUUGCAAACUAAUUAAUGAUACAAAACACAAUCUUGUUUGAUAGAGUUUCAGAAGCUGGCAGUCGCCCUCGGACUGAACGUCGAAGCAUCAGGAGAAAUCAUCAAGAUGACGAUAGUGAUGAGGAACCUCAGUCUUCAUACAGUUUAGCACCAACGCCAUCAGCUCCCCCCUCAGCUCCACCCCCAGCAUCAAAUGGCUCCUAUUACAGUGGUCCAUUCAAAGCUUUAUACGACUUUGAGUCAGGUGUGUUACCAUGGAUACAUGUACAUGUACAUUUCUUUGGGAUGAUCCAUUACUGGAUUUUUGAUCAAUGAUCAAGAUCAUGAUGCAUCAAAAGAACUGAUGAAUCGUUGUCCAGUUCAUUUAGAAUCGAUUCUAUUAUUUAUUAGUAAAAUCCAACUAGUGGUCUAUUAUCAAUGCUGUGUUCUGAUUGGUUGAGCUACUACUAGGCUAUAUGUCAUAGCCCACUAGUAGCGAAAAGGGCCUGCUUUGAAGACCAAAACAAUGGCAGCUGAAUUGCGUUUUGCUAGCUAAAGUUGUUUUUGACCAACUAGUUGGAUUUUACUAAAACAAUUAUUCCUCUCGCCCUCAUGGUCUCUGAGUCAAUAGCCCAUUCGAAGCCCAUUCGCGCUUGAGGAAUAAUUGUUAAAUAUUUUUUGGGUGGCACUGUAUGUCUCGUUUUCCCUUAUUUUCUGUGGAGAUGGAAUGAAACAGUUUUGAAGCUACAUUGUAGCAUCAGUUUGCCAGCUCAGAACCCCAACUAUGAGGUAACACCCACUGAGCUCCAUUUUUAUGAUGUUGCAUAGAAUCAAGAAAGCUACUUUAAACUUGUCCAACACACUGAAGAUCAAGGUGUCAAAAUUUUUCGUAGAUAGAAUUUAUGUUCUUCAUUGAAUUGCAGGAGACCACAAAAUAGUGGUGACACAGUUCAAACAAUAAAUAUUAGGAGUUCUUUAGAAAUUAUUCAAUGAUCCGUCUCUUCUCCCUCUCUCCCACAAGUCUCUUAUGCACAACUACUGAUACCUCUUUUAUUUUAUUUCUGAGUGUGCACUUAUUAAACUUUCCUUUUUGUUCUUAUUGUACCUUUUUUUCAUAUUUUUUUUAGAAAACGAUUCAGAGCUUGAUUUUAAUGAAGGUGAUAUCAUUCAGGUGGAGGAACAAAUUGAUGAAAACUGGUUGUCGGGCUCGCUUAACGGCAAAACUGGAAUAUUUCCGACUAAUUAUGUGGAAAAAAUGUGA